Molecule: messenger RNA, 1130 nt
Organism: Anopheles merus
Lineage: Eukaryota; Metazoa; Arthropoda; Insecta; Diptera; Culicidae
Product: apolipoprotein D-like
Exons: 5
Coding region: 190-1026 (278 amino acids)
Source: RefSeq, a predicted model, not a curated record
GGCAGUCAAACGUCUUGCAACCGAUACAGUCGUACCUCAGCGCUCUGCCUGUGAGGAAGCGGUUCGCUCGAAAGCAAAGGGUAGUUUCUCCAGCGGUGUGCACUAGAACGUGCUGAGUGUGUGAAAAAAAACUGUUUGUGAAAGUACUUUAAGUGUCACAGUGUAGCAGCUAAUCAGUGUCACCUAAAUAUGGCUAAAGUUCCGCGUGUACUGGCGAUGACGGCUACCGCCGUCGCUCUAGCCUGUCUGGCCGGUGUUGUGCAGAGUCAUACGUACAAAACCGGCGACUGUCCGUCGGUUGAGCCGAUGAGUGGUUUUAGCAUGAAGCAGUUUCUCGGCAUCUGGUACGUUAUCCAGAAGACGGGCACCGCCUCAACCUGCGUGAUCUACAACAUUACCAAAAACCCGGACACCCCGGACGAGUACUUUAUCGAGCAGAUCUCCCAGAAGGCACCGCUCUCGAUCGCACCCAUCAAGCACGAGUACUCGUACACCGGCAAGCUUACCGUGACCGACCGGGACGUACCAGCCCGAAUGACCGUACGGUUUCCCCUCAGCGUAGCCGGUUCCGCAAAGUUUGUCAUUUUCAUGACCGACUACGAUACGUACGCUGGGGUGUUCUCGUGCCAGAAGAUUCCGUUCGGCCAUCGGCAGAGUGCGACCCUGCUGUCCCGUACGCGCGAUUUGGACAAAAUCUACGUCGACAAGAUUCGCACCCGAUUGGCUUCGUACUCGGUGGAUCCGUUCGAUCUGAGCAUCGUCAACCAGACCGGCUGCCCGAAGGAGGGCGAAGCCGGAUGGAAUAUUCACAUCGACCCGGACACCUUCUCGACGCGCAACAUUGCAAACGCUUUCCGGAAGGCGGGCGAAGCGAUCGGCGACGGUUUCGAGGCUGCAGUGAACGCCGGCAAAAAGAUCUACAACAAAUAUCGCGAUGGAGACAGUGACGAGAUGGAAGCCGAAGUGGUAGAAACCGGAACCUACCGUUCCGAACGACUGAUUAAUGCAGCCGAAUGGUUACCGUAAGCGGACUGUCAUAGAACAAACAUUUCCAAAAAUCGUGACUCGUUUCAAUUUGUACUGAUUAACUUAUACGAUGUGUCAAUAAAUGAAAUUGAAAUCUCCUCGAA